Messenger RNA from Monascus purpureus, 894 nucleotides. The record is from the annotation of a GenBank genome assembly. Lineage: Eukaryota; Fungi; Ascomycota; Eurotiomycetes; Eurotiales; Aspergillaceae.
AUGCUGUUGGCCAACCUGACCACCCUGUUCGUCCUCCCUGUCCUCAUACUCAUCUCAAUCCCCCUCCUAAUAUCAGCUUACAUCACCUCCUGUUUCUCCGUGCUGGCCUUGUCUUUUCGCGUAUUCAUAUUCUACACUGAAUUCUGCUACGCCCUCAUCACCAGUUACUUUGUCAUGCCUACUCCUUCCAAUCUGUCCCUGCUGCCUUUUACGCCGUCGGAACCAACCUCCCCCAGUACACCAACGCCGAAUAGACGGUCCUCGGAGUGUGAACAUGAUGCGGCUCCUGUAACAUCACUGCCAUCAUCAGUGUCGACACCAAAACUAGCCCCGAUCGGCCGUCCGGGUUUAGGUCGUUCCAAAAGCGCAGCAUUCCUAGGUCUGGUCAGUGGCGAUGAAGAUCGUGAUUUUGAAGGCCUGGGCGGCUGGCGCUGUUAUGGAGCUGGGGCUGGGCCUAUGUCUGUGAUAUCUGGGGGACAAUGGGGUACUGCUUCCGGUUCCACAUCAUCUGCUUCGUCUGGUAAUCAAAAUGAUCCGGAUGAUGAUGCCGAUGAAAGGGCUUGGCUGUCGAUCAAUAAUCGUCUAGAGCUUCCCUCGCCUCCUACUACUUCUUUUUUCCAGAAGGACUACAUUACUACUGCCAACAGCAGCGAUGGGGUUGGGGUUUCUGAGUCAAAGAUGUGGGGAAACGGUCCAUCUAGUUGUACCACAAUCAUCCCUAACCCCAACCAUAAGCGUGCCGUUACCACGUCCACGUUCCUUCGCGCUUCUCCGAGUCAUCAUUCGACGUGGGCAACUGGUUCAGCACCGGUUCCUGGCUACCAAUCUCCAGUCCAAGCCGGCUGGUCGGUCGUUCCGCGCCUGAUGCUACCGGCCCACCACAAACAACAAUAA